GCUGCGAUUGGCUAGAAAGCGUGUCAGCGUUUGAAUGGGACUCUCCGUAUCCAUUUUUCUGUGAUGUACAUAGACGCCGGCUGCAACAAUGGGGCCGUUAAGAGUCAUGUCCGUGUUGGAUUUAAUGUUAGUGUGUUUGGCGUUUUCUCCGUGCGGCGCUCGUGAUGUGGACUCCAGCUACGUGACGUGUGGAUCUCUGGUCAAACUGAUGAACACUCGGCACAGCGUCAGACUGCACUCGCAUGAUGUCAAAUACGGCUCAGGAAGCGGGCAGCAGUCAGUAACGGGUGUGGAUUCAGCUGAUGAUGCCAACAGCUACUGGCGUAUUCGUGGAAAACCAGGCAGCGUUUGCCAGCGUGGGGCACCCAUUCGAUGCGGACAGGCCAUCAGAAUCACACACAUGACCACCGGACGCAACCUGCACUCCCAUCACUUCAGCUCGCCGCUGUCUAACCACCAGGAAGUGAGUGCGUUUGGGGAAAAUGGAGAAGGAGACGAUUUAGACGUCUGGAACAUCCAGUGCAGUGCCACAUACUGGGACCGUGAGGACGCGGUGCGAUUUAAACACACCGGCACCGAGGUUUUCCUCAGCGUUACCGGAGAGCAGUACGGUCAUCCAAUCAGAGGCCAGCGUGAGGUCCAUGGAAUGCCUUCGCCCAAUCAGCAUAACUACUGGAAGGUGAUGGAGGGGGUUUUUAUUCAGCCCAGCAGUGACCCUAUUCAUCACGACGAGCUCUGAUGAUGCCGAUACAUCAAUGUUGUGAACUGCAAAAAAAACCUUUCUAUAUACAUUUAUCGGUCCAAUUCUUAUAUACGUGUUGCAGAUUUGUCACUUCUACACAUUUGCUUCGGAGACAGAAGUCACGCACAAUAUGUACAUCACAGACAAAUAGAUGAAAAGGUUUGUUUUACUGGAUUUCUUAUGAAGGGAAUUUGUUAUUUGUACAUAAGGGAAAAAAAGGGCAAGGUUUUGGGCCACAAAAUCGACUUAUUUAUUUUAGAAUUAAAUAUUACACUGGAACAAAUUACAUUGUUGACUUGCAAAAUAAUUUUGGCCAUCCUGAAAUAUUACUGGAUUUACUGUGGGGAAAGUGUAAACUGGCUAUUUCUGUUUUGGUAACACUUCACAAUAAGGUUCAAUUAGUUAAUGCAUUAAUUUAAUACAGUUAUUACAUUAUGAACUCAUUUUUGCUGUUUGGUAACAAUACAACUGAAAGUUUAAGUUAUAUGGCUAAAUCCAGUACAGUGCACUAAAUAGUAACAUUUAGGUUCAAAAUAAAUACAAUUUUUGAUUGUAAUAAUUAGUAAACAUUAGAAUGAACAUGCAUUGAUCAAUGAAUGCCUUAGAAGUAGUUUUCAUUUCAUGUACUUAACUAAUGUCAACAAAUAAAACCUUAUUGUAAAGGGUUACAAAUAUUUUAUUUUCUAAUAGGACUGCUUUUGUGUAGACUAAUUCCCAAUCCCUUUCAUACUGUAUGUGACCUGAUAUGUACAUAAAUUGACAAAAGCGUGAAUAAAUUUUUGGAAAUAUUUGCA
Molecule: messenger RNA, 1536 nt
Organism: Danio aesculapii
Lineage: Eukaryota; Metazoa; Chordata; Actinopteri; Cypriniformes; Danionidae
Gene: sdf2l1
Product: stromal cell-derived factor 2-like 1
Source: RefSeq, a predicted model, not a curated record